Messenger RNA from Podarcis lilfordi (Lilford's wall lizard), 381 nucleotides. The record is from the annotation of a GenBank genome assembly. NCBI's taxonomy places the organism in Eukaryota, Metazoa, Chordata, Lepidosauria, Squamata, Lacertidae.
AUGUUCUGGCUUCUGGAGGAAGGUGCUGAGAGAUAUUGGGACCUCACCCUGGCACUCAGAAAGGACUCAGUCAGUGUGUGCUUCAUUAAAUGUGUCUCUAGUGCUGCUCUCCUUAUGCUGCAUGUUUUUCCGGAAGUGAAAGUGCUGCUUAGCAUUGACUUUGAAUUGUUUUCAAAUGCUGCUGUCACUUGUCAGCAAAUUUGGCUCUUUCUACUGCUAGCACUGCAAGUAAGGCUGCGAGCAAAGGAGGUUCUCUCAUUGCCCUCGUCAUCCAGGAGCCACAUUGUGCAAAUCAGGGUGAGCGUUGACCUGCUCUUAAUGGAAAAGUGUGAUCGACUGCAGGAAAGUUGCUUUUCUGAAAAUGCAAUUUCGUGUCUCUAA